GUAUGCAAACUAUGCGGAGUAUUAUGGCACUAUGGGCUGAGUUUGUAAGAAUGACAUUGGAUACGUCAGUGGAAAAUAAACCAUGCUAACAACUAUUAGCUGUGUUUCUUUACGCUCCAAAGGACAUUACAGUGGCGACGAGGAUUAAAAUAAUUAUAAUAAUAAUUAGUAGACAAUUAUAUCUUGUGCGCAAAUAGUGUCAAUAGUACUAUUUAAACGAUGUCGAUCGGUAAAGUACGGGAGUUUGACGUGCGGUCAGGGGUAUGGAGUUCUUAUAUAGACAGAUUGAACAUGUAUUUUAAAGUCAACAAAGUAACGGACGAUUUGAAAUUACCAACUUGAUUGCUACGAUGGGAGACGAGGCGUAUGAACUACUUGUAAAUCUCGCCAGUCCGAGUAAGCCGUCUGAAUUACAAUACGCCCAUGUAUGCGAACUGUUACGUCAGCAUUUACAGCCGACGCCAUCUUCGUUGGCGGAAAGAUACCGAUUCCGACAAAAACGUCAAGGAUCGGGAGAAGACAUAGCCAAUUUUGUUGCGGAAUUAAAGAAACUAUCGCGGGAUUGCAAAUUUAAAGAAAAAUUGAAUGAAAAUUUGCGCGAUCAAUUCAUAUGUGGUCUUAAUAGUGACGUCAUUCGGCAAAGGCUUUUUGCGGAAGAGGAUACAAUAACAUUCGCUGAGGCGGUUAAAUUAGCACAAUCCUUGGAGGCGGCGGAACGGGAUGCAGCAAUCGUGGAGUCAACCAAUGGGGCAGAGGCGAUGCAUGCGAUGAAACAAACGAGCAGUAAAGGUUGGGCGCGCAGAGGAGGAUCAUACAGUACACCAAGCAUGCGGACCAGAGCUGCGGGGGAACGCGCCGGCAGCGCAGGAGCAGGUGAGUUAGCAGCCGAGCCGAGGGCGUCUGUUCGACAGUACGGAGAGCCGAGGGCGUCUGUUCGCCAGUACGGAGAGCCGAGGGCGUCUGUUCGUCAGUACGGAGAGCCGAGGGCGUCUGUUCGCCAGUACGGAGAGCCGAGGGCGUCUGUUCGUCAGUACGGGAAAUGUACGGCAUGCGGAAGGACGUCCCAUUCCUUCACCGUUUGUCGAUUCCGGAACUUCACUUGCAGCAAGUGCCACCGAGUUGGUCAUUUGCGACGGGUGUGUCCCGCGGAAAAUGCGGAUUCGGCCCAAAUGUCGCAGGAGUGCACCUACUUUGGAGGAGCAGAAGCUGGAGAGUUUUCGGACAACGAAUAUGACGUCAUUCACAACAGUAGCAGAGAGGAGGAUGAAAACAUCGAGGAGCAAUUAAAUCUCUUAGCGUUAAAUAAUUAUAAGGCAAUAUAAAGAAGUAUUUAGUGACGGGCUGGGACGGUACACGGGCGGAAGGGCGACGUUGCGGGUGCGAGAGGGGGCGGCGCCGAUAUAUCAUCGUGCGCGGCCGCUGCCGUAUGCACUGCGCGAGCGCGUCGACGCGGAGUUGGACCGUAUGCUACGCGACGGCGUCAUCGAGCCCAUCGAAUGCUCCGACUGGGCCUCUCCUCUGGUGC
Molecule: messenger RNA, 1525 nt
Organism: Manduca sexta (tobacco hornworm)
Lineage: Eukaryota; Metazoa; Arthropoda; Insecta; Lepidoptera; Sphingidae
Exons: 2
Coding region: 351-1322 (323 amino acids)
Molecular function (GO): nucleic acid binding; zinc ion binding
Source: RefSeq, a predicted model, not a curated record